Periconia digitata is the source of this 2061-nucleotide messenger RNA. The record is from the annotation of a GenBank genome assembly. NCBI's taxonomy places the organism in Eukaryota, Fungi, Ascomycota, Dothideomycetes, Pleosporales, Periconiaceae.
AUGGACGCCACCGACGACCAGAACCAACCCAAGCGGAAGCGCACCUUUCGCCAGGAUGCGGCGCGCAAGAAGAGCAAGAGCGGAGAUGAGGGCGGCAAGGAAAAUGGCGCCCAGUAUUCGGCGUUUGCCUUGAAGAUGAUGAACAAGAUGGGCUACAAGGGAGGCGGUCUGGGGAAGGACGGCGAAGGUAUCGCAGCCCCCAUCGAAGUCAAAGUACGACCGACAAAGGCUGGUGUUGGUGUCGUCAAGGAGAAGACGAUCGCUCAGAUACAGGAGGAAAAGAGGCGGGCGCGCAUGAACGGCGAGAAAGUCGAGUCGAGCUCCGAAGACGAGCGCCCCAAGAGGCGAAAGCCAAAGGCAUCGGCAGCAACAUCGGGUGCUUCCACUCCCACUGUCCGUCCCCGGAAAACGGUUUACGCCUUGGAGGAGGCUGGAAUCCACGUUCCACAGUCUAUACUUGACUAUACCACAAACCAAGCGAGAACCACGACUACACUUAGUCUUAGGGGCACCGAGCAACCCUUCCAGUCCAGCGCUCAGAGCAAGGCUUACAUGGAACUGAAUGCCUUCAUGGACGAAGUGGAGACGCUUCAAUCGGAUACACACAGUAUUGAGCAAGAAACGGAAAAUCUGGUCGCCGAACUUCAAGCACUGAGCACCCAAUCGGUACAGCUACAGGACACUAUUUCUCGCCUGGCAGAUCUGCACAAUACGAGCGACUGGUCCAAACUCGUACAAGGCCUUAAAUCGAUGAGCCUUUCAGAAAAAGAAGCAGUGGCUUUACUACAUCCGAAAUUUUCUCAAGCAGUCGUAGCAUGGGAUCCAUCACAGGGCCCACUGGAAGAAGUCGCGCUCUCUUUGAUAGAGCUGGCCGACAUCGUCAACCCUCGUUCGCAGGGCGAGCGAAGACCUCGCUCUACAACACCCUAUCAAUCCAUGAUGCUGAUAUGGUGGUCUCGCUUUCACUCGGCACUGAUCAAGGACUUCAGACCAGACAGUUCUACUGCAUCUGCUUUUCUUCUUGCCAUCGAAGUUUGGCUUCCGGUUCUUAAAGGCGUGCCCUUCAUCUACCACCGCGUUAUCCGGGAGGUCAAGCGGAUGACGUCGGACGUUAUUCAAGUAUGGAAUCCACGAAAGGCCAAGUCGCUACCACAAUGGAUCCUUCAAUACCUCCCUUAUUUCGAUCCCUUACCUGACCUUAAGCCCAAAUUAAGGAUUCUGCUCCAGGUCUGGCCUUUGGGGCGAGGACUGCUACCUGGUAUCAAGCUGUUCCAAAAAGCGUUUCCUAAAGAACUGGGGACAAUGCUUCUGCACUUUCUCGUCCCUCGGCUGACGACGCACCUUAACGACAACCUUGAGAUGGAUCCAUCCGACCAAAAUAUGGAACCAAUCACUGCUGUUGUGAGCUGGACUGGCGUACUUUCGGCGCGCAUUAUUGUGGAAGUUCUACAUAGUGCCUUCUUUCCCGCAUUCCUCGCCUGCUUACACUCCUGGUUGACAUAUGAAUCCUGUAAUCUCGAGGAAGUUUCUAAAUGGCUUACGUACUGGGCUGAAGACGUCUUCCCAAAAGAUAUUGCACAAGAGCCCACCUUCAAGGCGGACUUUGAACAGGCCUACACCCUUGUCGGAGCAGCGCUCGAUCUGGAAAAUGAGGGCAAGAGCUUAGAGACUCUUGAGUUCCCCGCAAGCGAACCAGCCCAGGUGCCUUCGCCAGAGACUCCCGAUUUCUCGAAAUCGAUCAAUACUGAACCAUCCCAACCAACCUUGCCGGACGCGAGCGAGCUCUCUUUCAAAGAUAUUGUAGAGUCCUGGUGCGCGGAAGAGGACUUGCUCAUCAUCCCUCUCCGCAAGGCCGAUGAAUCUACGGGCUUUCCGCUAUUCAGGAUCACAGCGAGUGCAGCGGGAAAAGGUGGCGUGAUUGUAUACUUUAAAGGUGACAUUAUAUACGCCCAGAAUAAGAAGGACAAGAGUAUCUGGGACCCGGUCGGUAUGGACGAUGGUCUGAUUGCCAGAGCGGAAGGCAAGUGAACGAAUGCGAAUGCGACCGCGACUGCGACGGAC